UUAAACCCAGAGUGUAAAUUGCAUGUUUUUAAGAAGAACGUCUGACUAUACCUGCUGCUGUCAUUAUACUAUACAUCACCAUGAGUCUGUUGAUCUACAUCACAAUUUGUGUUGUACUUUUUUUCUAUCUUGUAAAUCAUUUUAAAAAAACAGGUAUGAAAAUGCCUCCCGGACCAAGACCUCUUCCUUUCAUUGGCAACCUGCACCUGCUGGAUCUGAAAAAGCCUUACCAGUCCCUGAUGGAGAUGUCUGAAACAUAUGGAGAUGUAUUUACUGUACAUUUUGGUCCAAUGAAGAUGGUGGUGCUUUCUGGAUACAAAACAGUGAAAGAUGCUCUAGUCACACAGGCUGAUGACUUUGGAGAUAGAGCAGACAUGCCGAUAUUUACAAACCUAGUAAAAGGAAAUGGUAUUGUGUUAGGACAUGGUGAAUCAUGGAAAAUAAUGAGAAGGUUUACACUCUCAACUCUACGAGACUUUGGAAUGGGAAAGAAGACAAUACAAAGCAGAAUUCAAGAUGAAUUACACCCUUUACUCACACAUUUUGAAUCAUACAGUGGUGAACCAUUUGGCACCUUCGUUAUUUUGAACAGUGCAAUUGCCAACGUCAUCGGUUCCAUUCUUUUUGGGAAAAGGUUUGAAUACGAUGACCCAACACUGAUAUCUCUUCUUAAACUAAUAAAUGAAAAUACAAAGCUCACUGGAACUCCUCAAACAAUGCUGUAUAAUUUCUACCCGCGUCUUGGAUCAUUGCUUGGAGCAGAUAAAGAAAUGGUUGAGAACGUAAAUAUUCUGGAGAGUUUUAUGCACAAAUUUAUCCAAGAACACAAAGAAGAAUAUAAUGCAAAUCACAUCACUGGGUUUAUUGAUGCAUUCCUUAUGAAGCAAGAGCAGGAAUCCUCAAACUCAGACACUUACUUUCAUUAUGGAAACUUGAUGUAUUCGGCUUUGGACCUUAUUGUAGCUGGAACUGAGACAACAUCCGCAACCCUAAGCUGGGCAUUGUUAUUGAUGAUAAAAUAUCCAGAGAUUCAAAAAAAGGUUCAAGAAGAAAUUAAGACUUUCAUUAAACCGGGACAGUUGCCUAAAGUGGAUGAUCGGAAGAACAUGCCAUAUACUGAUGCAGUGAUACAUGAAGUACAGAGAUUUGCUAAUAUAGUUCCAUUAAAUUUAUCCCAUUUGACUACAAAAGAUGUUCACUUCCGUGGGUAUCACAUCCCAAAGGGCACGGAAGUCAUUCCUAUGCUUACCUCUGUGUUGUAUGACAAAUCUCAGUGGGAUACACCCUAUAGGUUUAACCCUCAUCACUUCCUGGAUGCAAAUGGGAAAUUUGUUAAAAAGGAUGCAUUCAUACCUUUCUCUGCAGGAAGAAGAGUAUGUGUUGGAGAAAGUUUGGCCAAAAUGGAGAUUUUCUUAUUUUUCACUGGUCUUCUCCAGAAGUUUACCUUCCAUCCUCCACCAGGCAUCUCAGAAGAUGACCUCAGUCUGGACGCUGAUAUUGGCUUCAUCUUAUGGCCCAUGCCAUAUAAGACUUGUGUUGUUCCCAACUACUAGAGUUCUCAACAAAAAUGUGUGUUAUUAAUAAAAAAUACAAUAUAUACAUACAACAAAUAAUAGUUAACAAAUACACAAUAUAAGAUACAUGUAAGUCACCAUUCAUUCCAUAUUAUGGUACGGAUAAGGUGAAGACAAAAUAAUAAACAAGAAUGAAUCUCAACUAGAAAUGUAUCCUAUCUAUCCUUUCACUAAUAAAAUUCUAAAAUUCUAUAUUUGUUCCAUAUGAAUUUGAUAUUUAAUUUGAUGUUUAUCCAUGUCAGUGUAAAGAAGAAGUAUCUAUGUUAUCCUGCUGAGCUGGGGAGGUGAACGGAAUCAUGAAAGAGAAAAAAAUUGGUUGUACUGUAUAUCCCUUUAAUAAAAAAAAUUGCAAACCUUG
Molecule: messenger RNA, 1932 nt
Organism: Bombina bombina (fire-bellied toad)
Lineage: Eukaryota; Metazoa; Chordata; Amphibia; Anura; Bombinatoridae
Product: cytochrome P450 2K1
Exons: 9
Coding region: 81-1553 (490 amino acids)
Biological process (GO): xenobiotic metabolic process
Cellular component (GO): intracellular membrane-bounded organelle; cytoplasm
Molecular function (GO): heme binding; oxidoreductase activity, acting on paired donors, with incorporation or reduction of molecular oxygen, reduced flavin or flavoprotein as one donor, and incorporation of one atom of oxygen; iron ion binding
Source: RefSeq, a predicted model, not a curated record